GGAAGUGUUCUAGCUGCAGUGGCUGAAGCUGCAUUUCUUAUUGGCCUUGAAAAGAACAGUGAUAUUGUAGACAUGGUUUCUUAUGCACCACUUUUCUCAAAUAUAAACGACAGGAAAUGGGUUCCCGAUGCAAUUGUGUUCGACUCUUAUCAGCUGUAUGGAACACCCAGCUAUUGGGUGCAAAAGCUUUUUGUUGAGUCUAGUGGAGCAACAUUUCUUCCCUCAACACUCAACACAAAUUCAUCUAAUCAACUAAUUGCAUCUACAAUUAGUUGGAAAAAUUCUACAGAUAACAAAAAUUACAUAAGAAUAAAGGUAGUUAACUUCGGAACAGCCAUAGAGAGACUCGACAUAGGCCUACAUGGAUUCCCACAGACACAACGAUUUGAUUGUAUAAUGACAGUGCUUACAUCAACCCAUGUAAUGGAUGAGAAUUCCUUCGCACAGCCUACGAAGGUGGUGCCACUAACAAGUUCGGAAGGGAAUGUUGGAAGCAAGAUAGAAGCAAUUCUCUCACCCUAUUCAGUUACAUCAUUCGAUUUAAUUUAUUAGAAGACAAUUCAACACAAGAACAGUAAUGUAAAACAUUAAGUCGGUUCCAAAGGA
This is a messenger RNA of Vigna umbellata (rice bean), 606 nucleotides long. The record is from RefSeq and is a predicted model, not a curated record. Lineage: Eukaryota; Viridiplantae; Streptophyta; Magnoliopsida; Fabales; Fabaceae.